CGUCCCUUGGAGCUGCACAAAAUGGGUAUGCACAACGUGACAAUGCAGCUAUGGGACAAAUCGGGGGGACGAUUUGUAAGCAUCACAGGGGCUAUGAAAACUACCCCAACUGCUGGCAUGGAAGCGCUGUUAAAUUUACCACCACUACAACUGGCAAUACAAGAGAAAGCUGCAAUCCAAGCACUCUCAAUCCACACGAAAGAAAAAUACAAACAAGGAAAUCUUAUUGGACACCUAGAAAUUUUAAAUAGGGUCGAAAAUGCUACACAUAUGACCCAGGAAAGUGAUCACACAGACGCAGUACUCAGAUUUACCAAGAGAUGCAAGGUCAUUUUCCCAUCAAGGGAUGGGUCCAAAACGCUUCAGGAUGUAGGUGCAGGAAUAUUGGGACCCAAAGCACAUAAAUCAAUAACUCGUUAAGUGCAGAUACCACAAUUUUCCAUGCGGAGCGCUUUGCUGUAAUGGAAAUGGUGGAAAUCUUAUCCAAAAGAGGACUCAAAAGAGUCAAAAUCAAAAUAAUCUCAGACAAGCUAAUCAUUCCUCAAAGCUCUAAAAAGCUACACAUUUACAUCAAAGCCUUCAUCGAGUUUUCGGAAAUACUCUACCUAAUUUUUUGCUCGCCCUGAGCGCCCUGUAUUUGUUUUCCUUAUCGAAGCUCAGAGAACGUAUAUUUAUAAAUAUACGUUCUCUGUCGAAGCUAACAACCAUUCACAAUAGGUUAUUCGUUUUGUGAGUCAUUCUGUAUCAACGUUAACGUCAGAAAUGUGUUAAAUGUUUUUCAAUAGAUGUCGCCGUAAAAAGUAAUGCAAAUGCCAACAGAAGUUUUAAAAUUAAAAAUAAAUUCGCCAUUAACGACCUUUUCACAGUGAUAACUGCUGAACUCACGUGUUUCUGUUUUUUGUGAAAAUGGCUUAAAGUUUUUAACCGAUUUCACAAAAAGCAGAAGGUUAUCAGUGCGUCGAAAUAUAUAUAUGUGUAUAUAUAUUUUUUCAUGUAUGCUACUGCAUA
This is a messenger RNA of Rhagoletis zephyria (snowberry fruit fly), 1008 nucleotides long. RefSeq lists its product as uncharacterized. The record is from RefSeq and is a predicted model, not a curated record. NCBI's taxonomy places the organism in Eukaryota, Metazoa, Arthropoda, Insecta, Diptera, Tephritidae.